CGACUGUUACUCGCAGGAUAAUUAAUUACGACGCCAGAACAUUGCCAACUGACAUCUCCAGCCGUCAUGAGCGUGGUCUGGGUCGUGGCAGCUGUUCUUUUCAUGGUUCCCUUACUACAAUGCGAUCAGCUCGAAAAAAAGGAUGAAGAGAGCAUAGGAAACGAGUCAAAACCUUCUGAGGACCUUGACUUGAGUAUCGUACCAUCCUCUCUCCCACCAUCUUUAACACAACCUCUGGUACCCCCUCCAUCUACAUCACCCUCGCCGCCGCCAACAACACCUUCUGAGGACCUUGACUUGAGUACUGUACCACCUUCUCUCCCACCACCCUCAACACAACCUCUGGUACCCACUCCUUCUCCAUCAUCCUCGUCGCCGACAGCAACAACUUCUGAGGACCUUGACUUGAGUACUGUACCACCCUCUCUCCCACCAUCUUCAACACAACCUCUGGUAACCUCUCCUUCUCAAUCACCUUUGCCGCCGACAACAUUAACUUCUGAGGACUUUGACUUGAGUACUACACCACCCUCCCUCCUACAACCUUCAACACAACAUCUGCUGCCCCCUCCUCCAUCACCGCCACCACCACCGACAACAACUUCAGAGGACCUUGACUUGAGUACUGUGCCACCCUCCCACCCACAACCUUCGACACAACCUCUUGUAUCCCCUCAUUCUCCAUCACCGUCACCACCGCCAACAACUUCUGAGGACCUUGACCUGAGAACUGUACCACCCUCCCUUCCACUGCCUUCAACAGAACAUUUGCUGCCCGUUUCUUUUCUGUCACCGCCACCGCCGCCGCAGCCUCCGCCGCCACUACCACCACGAGACAUUAGAAGAGGAGUCCAGGAGAAUGCUACUAAACCUCAAAAAAAUUGCAAGGACCCUGACACAGAAGUUGUGGAAGAUCUUCAAACGAACUUGAAGGAAGAGAAGCAAGAAAAUGAUUUUGUUCAGGAUUAUGUAUACGAAGACAAGAACAUAUACGAAUAGUUUAUUUUGUUUGCCCUUUGGGUUCAUUCACAAAGAUUAGUAUAUUAAAGGUAAAAAUAUAUAAUUAGUAUAAAGAAUAUCUUUUAACGUAUAGUAUUUCCUUUUUUGUCGAUAGGUGUAAAACGUGGCAAGGUUUACGUAGUAUCAUCCACUUUUUGUUGUUGACAUCAACAUCAAUAAUUUAAAGUGAUUAUGUCUAUUGUAAGACUUUUAGGGGUUGAAUUUUUUCUUAGGUCUGUCAUACAUGGACAUCAUGAAAUAAUCACUUUUUGUCGUAAAUCAGGGUUGUCAACAAAACAAUUUCUUCCAUUUUUACACAAAAUACUACACAUCUUGCAAGUAAACAGAUCCUCCUUCAGAAAUCUUAAAACAAAGUGUCUUUAUAAUAAUUUGUCUGAUGUGCUUAUAAGAAGAACUUCAACAUUAAUUCGUCUUGUUGUUCCUGCUCGUUAUGUCUUCUAAUUUGUUUUUAUUUAUUUAUUUUAUUUAUUUAUUUUUCGUUUUGUUUUGUAAUGACAUCUGCUUCUUACAUGCACAGCCAGUUCUGGCUGUAUAUUUGCCUAAUCUUUAACCAAAACUUUUUUAUGAUGACCAUAGCGAUGUAACUUCUGUAUCACUACCUAUUCUAGUAAGCAAACUAUUUUUGUGAUCUUACAGUAUUUUUCACAGGCACUGCUUUUUGUGGAGUACUAUGUUCAUGUACAUGAAUUUCUCGCACUACUUUCCCUAAACUUUGAAUUAUAUAUCCAAUGUAUAAAGCACAAAAACUUAAAUCUACUGUCAGCCUUGUGAUGGGUCGGUAAGACGCCCCAUGAAGAUGUUGAUGCCAUCAGAUUUGUCGCGGAGAACAAAGAGGCAAGGGUGGUCCACCCGGAACACACUCGCCUCUGACUGCGAACCAUAACUUACUGACGUCACAGCCGCCGCUUUGGUACCGGUUUCCGUGACCUGAUUGACCAAGAUGAACUUUGUCACAGUGUCACACAAGAAAGUCAAUUAUCAUUAACAUUGCGUGGAACUUGCAAGUGAAAUUCGUCUGUUCAUACAUUUGAUUAUUAAUUGUAAAACAGGAAAUCACAGGAAUAAUAAUAAAUUGCUGAAAAUGCAACUUUCUUUCUCUUUUUGACCAACAGGGUUGGCUUACAUUUUUUUUCCGUGAAUAAACGAGUUAGUAGAUGGCUGCAGCGAUGACUAAAGCGAAACUAUGGAAUGGUAAAAAAGACACUGAUGGUUUGAUGUGCGUCAUUAAUUAAUGCUGACUAAUAAAGACAGGGGUUC
Molecule: messenger RNA, 2277 nt
Organism: Pomacea canaliculata
Lineage: Eukaryota; Metazoa; Mollusca; Gastropoda; Architaenioglossa; Ampullariidae
Product: vegetative cell wall protein gp1-like
Exons: 3
Coding region: 67-999 (310 amino acids)
Source: RefSeq, a predicted model, not a curated record